ACUGUUUCUGGUAUGUCAGAUAUGGAUUAUCCUUUGCAAGGACCAGGUUUGCUUUCAAUACCUAAUCUUCCAGAGAUCAGCUCAGUCCGCAGGGUCCCGCUUCCCCCAGAGCUCGUGGAGCAGUUUGGACAUAUGCAGUGCAAUUGUAUGAUGGGAGUAUUUCCAGAAAUCAGCAGAGCUUGGUUGACCAUUGACAGUGACAUUUUUAUGUGGAACUAUGAAGAUGGGGGAGAUCUCGCUUAUUUUGAUGGCCUUAGUGAAACUAUUCUUGCAGUGGGACUUGUAAAGCCAAAGGGAGGUAUCUUCCAGCCUCAUGUACGACACUUACUUGUCCUAGCUACCCCAGUGGAUAUUGUGAUUUUAGGGCUUAGUUGUGCUAAUAUACAAACAGGUACUGGAUCACUCAAUGACAGUAUGUCUGGUGGAAUGCAGCUGCUGCCAGACCCUCUCUAUUCGCUUCCUACUGACAAUACUUAUAUUCUGGCAAUAACAUCCACCGACAACGGGCGGAUCUUUUUGGCUGGAAAAGAUGGCUGCUUAUACGAAGUAGCAUACCAGGCUGAAGCAGGCUGGUUUAGCCAACGCUGUAGAAAAAUUAAUCAUUCCAAGAGUGCGCUGUCCUUCCUUAUUCCUUCAUUGCUGCAGUUCACUUUCUCAGAGGAUGAUCCUGUAGUUCAAAUUGCUAUCGACAACUCUCGAAAUAUUUUAUACACCCGCUCAGAAAAAGGAGUGCUACAAGUUUAUGAUUUGGGACAGGAUGGUCAAGGAAUGACCAGGGUUACUUCUCUUUCUCAAAAUGCUAUCGUUUCUGCUGCUGGAAGCAUUGCCAGAACAAUAGAUCGUUCUGUAUUUAAGCCUAUUGUUCAAAUAGCUGUGAUUGAAAAUUCUGAAUCCAUAGACUGUCAACUACUAGCAAUCACACAUGCGGGUGUCCGACUGUAUUUUAGUACUUCACAAUUUAAGCAUCCUGCAGCUCGUCCCUCCAUGUUAACCUUGGUUCAUGUCCGUUUGCCACCUGGAUUUUCAGCUUCUUCUAAUGUGGAGAAGCCUGCAAAAGUUCACAGAGCUCUUUAUAGCAAAGGGGUCCUUCUUAUGGCGGCUUCAGAAAAUGAGGAUAAUGACAUCCUGUGGUGUAUCAAUCAUGAUUCCUUCCCUUUUCAAAAGCCAAUGAUGGAAACACAGAUGACCACCCGUGUUGAUGGACAUUCCUGGGCUCUAUCUGCUAUUGAUGAAUUUAAAGUUCAGAAGAUUGUAACACCGCUAAAUAAAGACAUUGUUCCAAUAACUGAUUCACCUGUUGUUGUGCAACAACACAUGCUGCCACCCAAGAAGUUUGUUCUGCUUUCAGCCCAGGGGAGCUUUAUGUUUCAUAAAUUCAGACCUGUUGAUCAGCUGCGGCAUCUACUUGUUAGCAAUAUCGGUGGGGAUGGAGAGGAGAUUGAGAGAUUUUUCAAGUUGCAUCAGGAGGAUCAGGCCUGUGCCACUUGCCUUAUUUUGGCCUGUUCUAAUGCUGCAUGUGAUAGAGAAGUAUCUGCCUGGGCUACUCGAGCAUUCUUCAGGUAUGGUGGAGAAGCACAAAUGAGGUUUCCAUCAGCUCUGCCUCCUCCAAGCAAUGUUGGACCUAUUUUGGGUUCUCCUGUUUGUGCCAGUUCCCCUGUGGCUCUUGAUAGUCCAUAUCCUAACCUUAGCUUUUUGACAUCUGGUCAAGGUUUACAAUCUCCUACUAUGUCAACUGCCAUCUUUCCUUCUGGGAAUUCCAUGUCUCACCCUAGUCCAUCCAUUAGUGGAAUGAUGGGUCCUGAGAUAGUAUUUUCUGGAAGACACAACGGCAUCUGCAUAUACUUUGCUCGGAUUAUAGGAAAUAUUUGGGAUGGCAGUAUAGUUGUGGAGAGAGUUUUCAAAAGUGGCAAUCGAGAAGUUGUUGCAGUAGAAAGCAGUGUUCCAUCCCAUGUACUGGAAUGUGUACUGCAAGAACUCAAAGGUUUACAAGAAUUUCUGUAUAGAAAUUCACAGUUUGCUACAGUGGGAGCCCUUGGAAACCCAAGCACACCAGCCAAUCUGCAACAGAGGCUCCUGGGUUUCAUGCGGCCUGAUGGUGGAAGUUCCCAACAAGUCCAGCAAGAACUCCAGAGGAAAUACCAUGCUGAAGCACAGCUAACUGAGAAGAACUCUCUUCAAGGCAUCCAGCAGCUGGUUCGCAAAACCUGCCAGGCAUUAGCUUUGUGGAAGCUGCUCUGUGAGCACCAGUUCAGUGUUGUUGUUGGUGAACUUCAGAAGGAACUUCAAGAACAUCUGAAGAUUACUCCUUUCAAAGACUUGGUAAUUAGAGACAGAGAGUUGACUGGAGCACUCAUUGCUUCUCUAAUAAACUGUUAUAUCAGAGACAACGCUGCUGUGGAUGGCAUCAUUGCCCAUUUGCAAGAUAUCUGUCCUCUUCUUUACAGCACUGAUGACGCUGUGUGUUCCAAGGCAAAUGAGCUGCUUCAGCGGUCUCGACAGGCUCAAAGCAAGCUGGAAAAAGAGAAGAUGCUACGAGAGUCCCUGAAAGAGUACCAGAAGAUCAGCAAUCAAGUAGACCUUGCUAAUGUUUGUGCACAAUAUAGGCAAGUGCGUUUUUAUGAGGGAGUAGUAGAACUCUCUCUUACAGCCGCUGAGAAGAAAGAUCCCCAAGGUCUUGGCCUUCAUUUCUAUAAAAAUGGAGAACCAGAAGAGGAUGCUGUUGGACUCCAAGCUUUUCAAGAGAGAUUGAAUAGCUACAAGUGUAUCACUGACACCCUUCAGGAGUUAGUGAACCAAAGUAAAGCUGCUCCUCAGUCUCCCAGUGUACCCAAAAAGCCAGGUCCUCCGGUGCUGUCAUCUGACCCCAACAUGCUAAGCAAUGAAGAAGCAGGGCACCAUUUUGAACAGAUGCUGAAGUUGGCUCAGCGUUCAACAGAUGAACUCUUCAGUAUUGCACUUUACAACUGGUUGAUACAAGUUGACUUAGCAGACAAACUGUUACAGGUUACUGCUCCCUUUUUGGAACCGUACCUUGUGCGGAUGACCAAAAUCGACCAAAACAAAGUCCGUUAUAUGGAUUUACUGUGGAGAUACUUUGAAAAGAACAGAAAUUUUAGUAAUGCAGCCAGAGUCUUGGCUAAGUUAGCUGACCUGCACAGCACAGAAAUUGCUCUUCAGCAACGUCUUGAAUACAUUGCACGUGCCAUUUUGAGUGCCAAAAGUUCCACUGCCAUGUCCUCUAUAGCUGCAGAUGGUGAAUUCCUACAUGAGCUAGAAGAGAAAAUGGAAGUUGCAAGGAUCCAGCUUCAAAUACAAGAAACAUUACAGCGGCAGUAUUCCCAUCAUACUUCAGUGCAAGAUGCAAUCUCCCAGCUUGAUGCUGAGCUGAUGGAUAUAACAAAGCUGUAUGGCGAAUUUGCUGACCCUUUCAAGCUCUCAGAGUGUAAGCUUGCAAUUAUACAUUGUGCAGGUCAUUCUGAUCCUAUCUUGGUGCAAACUCUCUGGCAAGAAAUCAUUGAGAAAGAGUUGAGCGAUAGUGUGUCUCUGAGCCCCGCCGACAGAAUGCAAGCGCUUAGUCUGAAGAUGGUAUUGCUUGGGAAGAUAUAUGCUGGCACCCCUCGUUACUUUCCUUUAGAUUUUUUAGUGCAGUUCCUAGAGCAACAGGUCUGCACUUUGAACUGGGAUGUAGGUUUUGUAACAUACACCAUGCAAGAAAUUGGAGUGCCAUUGCCAAGGCUGCUGGAAGUAUAUGACCAGUUGUUUAAAGCACGGGAUCCAUACUGGAAUAGACUGAAAAAGCCUUUACACCUUUUAGAGUGUAUUCACAUACUAUUAUCAGGAUAUGUACAUGACCCAAGUAGAGUACUUCCAAGACGACGAUUCACCAAUGUUUGCUUGGAUGCUGUUAGUUGCUACCUGGUUGAACUUCAGUCCAUGAGCCCGACACUAACAGUGCAGACUACUAUUGGGAAUUUCAAAUCACUACAGGCUAAAUUAGAACGUGUUCACUGAUUUACUAAUACAAUAACAGUCAUUAGCUCAGAUAAAACAAAUUACAAAAUAGAAGUUCAGAUGUCUGCUGUGAAUCUCUGGAAGAACAAAUCCUCAGAAAUUCUGAGAAACUUGUAUCUCUUGCUGCAGUUACCAAUUAAUUGUGUGGCCUGUAUUCUGUUAUUCUAA
This is a messenger RNA of Chaetura pelagica (chimney swift), 4179 nucleotides long. RefSeq names its product nucleoporin 155kDa (gene NUP155). Gene Ontology annotation, biological process: protein import into nucleus; protein localization to nuclear inner membrane; RNA export from nucleus. The coding region runs from base 13 to 4011 and encodes 1332 amino acids. The record is from RefSeq and is a predicted model, not a curated record. Gene Ontology annotation, cellular component: nuclear pore inner ring; nuclear pore. NCBI's taxonomy places the organism in Eukaryota, Metazoa, Chordata, Aves, Apodiformes, Apodidae. Gene Ontology annotation, molecular function: protein binding; structural constituent of nuclear pore. The transcript has 34 exons.